This is a messenger RNA of Pan troglodytes (chimpanzee), 6915 nucleotides long. RefSeq names its product BCL6 corepressor (gene BCOR). The record is from RefSeq and is a predicted model, not a curated record. The coding region runs from base 785 to 6052 and encodes 1755 amino acids. Gene Ontology annotation, cellular component: nucleus. Gene Ontology annotation, biological process: negative regulation of transcription by RNA polymerase II. NCBI's taxonomy places the organism in Eukaryota, Metazoa, Chordata, Mammalia, Primates, Hominidae. The transcript has 15 exons. Gene Ontology annotation, molecular function: protein binding; transcription corepressor activity.
AGACGGAGCCUGGGCUCCCAGCGGCAAGGUGAGGCAGAGCUGCGCUCCUCGCUGAACGCGGGCCGAGCUCGGCGGCUGCGGGGGAGACGCGCAGGAGCCCAGACCGCGACCGAGAGCGGGAGCUAGGCGGGCGGCGGCGGCGGAGGGGGAGCCCGCGAGCCGCCGGGCGGAGAGCCCAAGCCGCGCUGUCGCCGCGCAGGGACGACUUGGCCAACACUCACACACACUCACACACACCCAGCCCGAGCGGGCGCUCGCGGCGAACCGUCAACAUGGCGCUGGGGCUCCUGCCCGAGCGCGGGCGGCGGCGGCAGCGCGGGAGCUGCUGAGCUCGGCCAAGCCCAGUCCAGCUGCGGGAGCCCGGAGGAUCGCACGGGGCUGUCGCCACCUGCCCGGAGGCCCCGAGCCCGCCCCGCCCCGCCCCCACCCGGCCCAGAGCCCACCCCUCGGCGGGGCCGACCCCGAGGGCAGCCGGCUGCCAGCAGACGGCGAGGGAGUCGAGUGAGCGCGGCGCCGCGAGCGGGCUGCGGGCAGCCGGGGACCGCAAACUUUGCUGCUCGCCGCGCUUCUCCGGCCCGGCUCCUUCUCCGCUCGUUAACGUCGCCAACCCCCCCCACCCCUCAUAUCUCUCUCCACCCACCCAACCGCCCCCCGCUCCUUCUCGCCGCCUCGAGUCCGCUCGGGGGAAAACUUCAAAGCGCCGGAUCGCAGGCUCCCUGCCUACUCCCCCACCGGGGAUUUCAGACUAGACGCUUGAAGCAAAGCUGCCAUCCCAGAAGACGACAUGCUCUCAGCAACCCCCCUGUAUGGGAACGUUCACAGCUGGAUGAACAGCGAGAGGGUCCGCAUGUGUGGGGCGAGCGAAGACAGGAAAAUCCUUGUAAAUGAUGGUGACGCUUCAAAAGCCAGACUGGAACUGAGGGAAGAGAAUCCCUUGAACCACAACGUGGUGGAUGCGAGCACGGCCCAUAGGAUCGAUGGCCUGGCAGCACUGAGCAUGGACCGCACUGGCCUGAUCCGGGAAGGGCUGCGGGUCCCCGGAAACAUCGUCUAUUCUAGCUUGUGUGGACUGGGCUCAGAGAAAGGUCGGGAGGCUGCCACAAGCACUCUAGGUGGCCUUGGGUUUUCUUCGGAAAGAAAUCCAGAGAUGCAGUUCAAACCGAAUACACCCGAGACAGUGGAGGCUUCUGCCGUCUCUGGAAAACCCCCAAAUGGCUUCAGUGCUAUGUACAAAACACCGCCUGGAAUACAAAAAAGUGCUGUAGCCACAGCAGAAGCGCUGGGCUUGGACAGGCCUGCCAGCGACAAACAGAGCCCUCUCAACAUCAAUGGUGCUAGUUAUCUGCGGCUGCCCUGGGUCAAUCCUUACAUGGAGGGUGCCACGCCAGCCAUCUACCCUUUCCUCGACUCGCCAAAUAAGUAUUCACUGAACAUGUACAAGGCCUUGCUACCUCAGCAGUCCUACAGCUUGGCCCAGCCGCUGUAUUCUCCAGUCUGCACCAAUGGGGAGCGCUUUCUCUACCUGCCGCCACCCCACUACGUUGGUCCCCACAUCCCAUCGUCCUUGGCAUCACCCAUGAGGCUCUCGACACCUUCGGCCUCCCCAGCCAUCCCGCCUCUCGUCCAUUGCGCAGACAAAAGCCUCCCGUGGAAGAUGGGCGUCAGCCCUGGGAAUCCUGUUGAUUCCCACGCCUAUCCUCACAUCCAGAACAGUAAGCAGCCCAGGGUUCCCUCUGCCAAGGCGGUCACCAGUGGCCUGCCGGGGGACACAGCUCUCCUGUUGCCCCCCUCGCCUCGGCCGUCACCCCGAGUCCACCUUCCCACCCAGCCUGCUGCAGACACCUACUCGGAGUUCCACAAGCACUAUGCCAGGAUCUCCACCUCUCCUUCAGUUGCCCUGUCAAAGCCAUACAUGACAGUUAGCAGCGAGUUCCCCGCGGCCAGGCUCUCCAAUGGCAAGUAUCCCAAGGCUCCGGAAGGGGGCGAAGGUGCCCAGCCAGUGCCCGGGCAUGCCCGGAAGACAGCGGUUCAAGACAGAAAAGACGGCAGCUCACCACCUCUGUUGGAGAAGCAGACCGUUACCAAAGACGUCACAGAUAAGCCACUAGACUUGUCUUCUAAAGUGGUGGAUGUAGAUGCUUCCAAAGCUGACCACAUGAAAAAGAUGGCUCCCACGGUCCUGGUUCACAGCAGGGCUGGAAGUGGCUUAGUGCUCUCCGGAAGUGAGAUUCCGAAAGAAACACUAUCUCCUCCAGGAAAUGGUUGUGCUAUCUAUAGAUCUGAAAUCAUCAGCACUGCUCCCUCAUCCUGGGUGGUGCCCGGGCCAAGUCCUAACGAAGAGAACAAUGGCAAAAGCAUGUCGCUGAAAAACAAGGCAUUGGACUGGGCGAUACCACAGCAGCGGAGUUCAUCAUGCCCGCGCAUGGGCGGCACCGAUGCUGUCAUCACUAACGUUUCAGGGUCAGUGUCGAGUGCGGGCCGCCCAGCCUCCGCAUCACCCGCCCCCAAUGCCAAUGCAGAUGGCACCAAAACCAGCAGGAGCUCUGUAGAAACCACACCAUCCGUUAUUCAGCACGUGGGCCAGCCCCCGGCCACUCCUGCCAAGCACAGUAGCAGCACCAGCAGCAAGGGCGCCAAAGCCAGCAACCCAGAACCGAGUUUCAAAGCAAACGAGAACGGCCUUCCACCAAGCUCUAUAUUUCUGUCUCCAAAUGAUGCAUUCAGGUCCCCACCAAUUCCCUACCCCAGGAGUUACCUCCCUUACCCAGCCCCCGAGGGCAUUGCUGUAAGUCCCCUCUCCUUACAUGGCAAAGGACCUGUCUACCCUCACCCAGUUUUGUUACCCAAUGGCAGUCUGUUUCCUGGGCACCUUGCCCCAAAGCCUGGGCUGCCCUAUGGGCUUCCCACCGGCCGUCCAGAGUUUGUGACCUACCAAGAUGCCCUGGGGUUGGGCAUGGUGCAUCCCAUGUUGAUACCACACACGCCCAUAGAGAUCACUAAAGAGGAGAAACCAGAGAGGAGAUCCCGGUCCCAUGAGAGAGCCCGUUACGAGGACCCAACCCUCCGGAAUCGGUUUUCCGAGAUUUUGGAAACUAGCAGCACCAAGUUACAUCCAGAUGUCCCCACCGACAAGAACCUAAAGCCGAACCCCAACUGGAAUCAAGGGAAGACUGUUGUCAAAAGCGACAAGCUUGUCUACGUAGACCUUCUCCGAGAAGAACCAGAUGCUAAAACUGACACAAACGUGUCCAAACCCAGCUUUGCAGCAGAGAGUGUUGGCCAGAGCGCUGAGCCCCCCAAGCCCUCAGUUGAGCCGGCCCUGCAGCAGCACCGUGAUUUCAUCGCCCUGAGAGAGGAGUUGGGGCGCAUCAGUGACUUCCACGAAACUUAUACUUUCAAACAGCCAGUCUUCACCGUAAGCAAGGACAGUGUUCUGGCAGGUACCAACAAAGAGAACCUAGGGUUGCCAGUCUCGACUCCAUUCCUGGAGCCACCUCUGGGGAGCGAUGGCCCUGCUGUAACUUUUGGUAAAACCCAAGAGGAUCCCAAACCAUUUUGUGUGGGCAGUGCCCCACCAAGUGUGGAUGUGACCCCCACCUAUACCAAAGAUGGAGCUGAUGAGGCUGAAUCAAAUGAUGGCAAAGUUCUGAAACCGAAGCCAUCUAAGCUGGCAAAGAGAAUCGCCAACUCAGCGGGUUACGUGGGUGACCGAUUCAAAUGUGUCACUACCGAACUGUAUGCAGAUUCCAGUCAGCUCAGCCGGGAGCAACGGGCAUUGCAGAUGGAAGGAUUACAAGAGGACAGUAUUUUAUGUCUACCCGCUGCUUACUGUGAGCGUGCAAUGAUGCGCUUCUCAGAGUUGGAGAUGAAAGAAAGAGAAGGUGGCCACCCAGCAACCAAAGACUCCGAGAUGUGCAAAUUCAGCCCAGCCGACUGGGAAAGGUUGAAAGGAAAUCAGGACAAAAAGCCAAAGUCGGUCGCCCUGGAGGAGGCCAUUGCAGAACAGAACGAAAGUGAGAGAUGCGAGUAUAGUGUUGGAAACAAGCACCAUGAUCCCUUUGAAGCCCCAGAGGACAAAGAUCUUCCUGUGGAGAAGUACUUUGUGGAGAGGCAGCCUGUGAGUGAGCCUCCCGCAGACCAGGUGGCCUCGGACAUGCCGCACAGCCCCACCCUCCGGGUGGACAGGAAACGCAAAGUCUCAGGUGACAGCAGCCACACUGAGACCACUGCGGAGGAGGUGCCAGAGGACCCUCUGCUGAAAGCCAAACGCCGACGAGUCUCUAAAGAUGACUGGCCUGAGAGGGAAAUGACAAACAGUUCCUCUAACCACUUAGAAGACCCACAUUAUAGUGAGCUGACCAACCUGAAGGUGUGCAUUGAAUUAACAGGGCUCCAUCCUAAAAAACAACGCCACUUGCUGCACCUUAGAGAACGGUGGGAGCAGCAGGUGUCGGCAGCAGACGGCAAACCUGGCCGGCAAAGCAGGAAGGAAGUGACCCAGGCCACUCAGCCUGAGGCCAUUCCUCAGGGGACUAACAUCACUGAAGAGAAACCUGGCAGGAAAAGGGCAGAGGCCAAAGGCAACAGAAGCUGGUCGGAAGAGUCUCUUAAACCCAGUGACAAUGAACAAGGCUUGCCUGUGUUCUCCGGCUCUCCGCCCAUGAAGAGUCUUUCAUCCACCAGUGCAGGCGGCAAAAAGCAGGCUCAGCCAAGCUGCGCACCAGCCUCCAGGCCGCCUGCCAAACAGCAGAAAAUUAAAGAAAACCAGAAGACAGAUGUGCUGUGUGCAGACGAAGAAGAGGAUUGCCAGGCUGCCUCCCUGCUGCAGAAAUAUACCGACAACAGCGAGAAGCCAUCGGGGAAGAGACUGUGCAAAACCAAACACUUGAUCCCUCAGGAGUCCAGGCGGGGAUUGCCACUGACAGGGGAAUACUACGUGGAGAAUGCCGAUGGCAAGGUGACUGUCCGGAGAUUCAGAAAGCGGCCGGAGCCCAGUUCGGACUAUGAUCUGUCACCAGCCAAGCAGGAGCCAAAGCCCUUCGACCGCUUGCAGCAACUGCUACCAGCCUCCCAGUCCACACAGCUGCCAUGCUCAAGUUCCCCUCAGGAGACCACCCAGUCUCGCCCUAUGCCGCCGGAAGCACGGAGACUUAUUGUCAAUAAGAACGCUGGCGAGACCCUUCUGCAGCGGGCAGCCAGGCUUGGCUAUGAGGAAGUGGUCCUGUACUGCUUAGAGAACAAGAUUUGUGAUGUAAAUCAUCGGGACAACGCAGGUUACUGCGCCCUGCAUGAAGCUUGUGCUAGGGGCUGGCUCAACAUUGUGCGACACCUCCUUGAAUAUGGCGCUGAUGUCAACUGUAGUGCCCAGGAUGGAACCAGGCCUCUGCACGAUGCUGUUGAGAACGAUCACUUGGAAAUUGUCCGACUACUUCUCUCUUAUGGUGCUGACCCCACCUUGGCUACGUACUCAGGUAGAACCAUCAUGAAAAUGACCCACAGUGAACUUAUGGAAAAGUUCUUAACAGAUUAUUUAAAUGACCUACAGGGUCGCAAUGAUGAUGACGCCAGUGGCGCUUGGGACUUCUAUGGCAGCUCUGUUUGUGAACCAGAUGAUGAAAGUGGCUAUGAUGUUUUAGCCAACCCCCCAGGACCAGAAGACCAGGAUGAUGAUGACGAUGCCUAUAGCGAUGUGUUUGAAUUUGAAUUUUCAGAGACCCCCCUCUUACCGUGUUAUAACAUCCAAGUAUCUGUGGCUCAGGGGCCACGAAACUGGCUACUGCUUUCGGAUGUCCUUAAGAAAUUGAAAAUGUCCUCCCGCAUAUUUCGCUGCAAUUUUCCAAACGUGGAAAUUGUCACCAUUGCAGAGGCAGAAUUUUAUCGGCAGGUUUCUGCAAGUCUCUUGUUCUCUUGCUCCAAAGACCUGGAAGCCUUCAACCCUGAAAGUAAGGAGCUGUUAGAUCUGGUGGAAUUCACGAACGAAAUUCAGACUCUGCUGGGCUCCUCUGUAGAGUGGCUCCACCCCAGUGAUCUGGCCUCAGACAACUACUGGUGAGCAAGCUGGACCCACCAUGUACAGUGUGUUAUAGUGUUAAUCCUUGUGCAUAUGUGUCAUAAUACAACUAUUUCUGUAAAGAAAGGACACUAUUACAUAUGAAAAUAUCUCUUCUUUAUAUAAGAGAAAUUACUCCAGUCAGAAGGACUUAGAAACAUGUUUUUUUCCUUUUAAACUUUUAAGUCAGUUUUUAUGAAGUUGUUAUAAUGUUUCUUUACUUUUCAAUGCACACAUGCUUUGGGAUACGUUUGUUUUUACUUGGAACAUUUGUUUCUUUUCUUUUUUAAGGAGAAAAAAAAAUGAGUAAAAGGAGCUCCACACUUUGACUUAAUUUCAUACAAAGCUCUGAUGACAGGCCAUGACUGUAGAGUGGUCAGAACUGUGUGGUUGGUUUGAGGGAGCGAAUUCGGGGAAGGCACUUGGUGAUAUAACUUUGUUUUGUUUACAGAGUACCUGCUCGGGCCAGGUAAAUGCUAUUGGAUGUAAUCCAGUAGUGUGUAAUAUAAAUUCAAACCAUAUCCACACACAACAACUAAUUGUAUGAAACUUUUAUAUCCUAAUUUAAAAGCUGUGAAAUUAGUUUUCACGCAUCAAACCGGAUUGUUUAUAUGUUUAAACAUUUUAUGCUCUUAUUUAAAGAAGACUUUGAGCUAUUUUUUUCUGUACCCUGUAAAAUAUUGAAAACUAACAUAAUAUGUUGAGGUUGCUUGGAAAUGUACAUAAAACUAAAAUUUUCUGAAUUGUGUGUUUAUGUUUGAAAUCUGUGUUUUAACUUUGUAAGUAAAUUCUCUGCCUUUGUAUUUAUAUUUUACAAAAAUUUUCUUAAAAGGCAAUAAAACUGUUGAGGAAAGGAGAAAAUUGAA